Chenopodium quinoa (quinoa) is the source of this 2051-nucleotide messenger RNA. Its product is annotated as acyl-coenzyme A:6-aminopenicillanic-acid-acyltransferase 40 kDa form-like. The coding region runs from base 840 to 2021 and encodes 393 amino acids. The transcript is spliced from 6 exons. The record is from RefSeq and is a predicted model, not a curated record. Lineage: Eukaryota; Viridiplantae; Streptophyta; Magnoliopsida; Caryophyllales; Amaranthaceae.
UACUCAGCUAAAUGCAAAGGGGGUAACAUAACUAGAAGAGUGGCAGUUGGCUUGUUACUUCUAACAUACUACGUACCAAACAAAUGAUAAUACAGUACAAUAUUCAACCUCAUUUGAUUUUAAUAACUUCCAUAAAAUGCGAGCAAAGGCGCAACUCGCGCAAGGCAAUGUAGCUUGCAACCACUUAGUGUCUGUCAACCAUCAAAUACCAUUUACAUUCAAGACUAAUAUAGGGUUUUUUACUAAAAAAAUGAAAAAGAAAAAAGAAAAAAAAAGAAAAAGAAAAACAAAGAGAGAAUCAGUUGAACUGAAAACUACAGAUUACAACUACCUUUUAUGAUACAAGUAUGUGCCAUGUUCGAUGCAAAGUGCUAGACUUUAAAUAACCGCGGCCAGGCACAACAACACAAGGUCCACCAGGGAAGACCCUUGCGCCGGAUGGCAUUACUGCCCGGCCACUGUAUCCUCAAAAGCUAAAAUUGUCAUUAGUUCUACACAGACUCUUGCUGGAUUUCUAGAGUUUAUGACAUCAAGAAAACCAUAAAGGGGAGCAGGGGACAACUUGCUAGUGUAAGACUAUUGUCCCAUCAAAUGUAUAUCAAGGCCCAAAAUCAAUAUUUAAUCUUGAACAAUUAUAAAAUGCCGUAUUGAAGGCAAAUAAUUGGGCCCAAAGGCCCAGCAUUCAAAGAUGUGAGGUAGAGGCUGAAUAGAUAAGGUUACAACUUAGAAGAAGAGAUGGAGCUAAGCUUUACAUAAUCACAUGUAGUAACUUCAUCAACAUAUUUGAUUAUACCAAACAACCAAAAAAUAUACUGGGAAAGUACUAUAAGAAAAUAUUCAUGGAGAUAUUUGAAGUUGGACCGUGUAAUAGCUCCUAUGAAAUGGGGUAUCUGAUUGGGGAGCGAUUCUCAUCCUUGAUAAAGAGCAGAUUAGCAGCAGACCUUAUUCUACAAACUCAACUCCGGCCUUAUGCCAAAACCCACCUUGCAGAACCGCUAAUCGAUUCUCUUACUGAAAACAACCGGAGCAAGUUCCCGCGUUACUGGGAUGAGCUCGUUGGGAUUGCGGAAGGAAGUGGUGUGCCUGUUCUUGAUGUACAAGAUCAUGAACCUGGUUUCGCUUUAUAUGCUUGUGUUAUCUUCAGCUAUUGUUGCAGGAUAGCAUUAUUUUGGGUGGCUUAUGAAGUCUUUUUGUUUUUUUUUUUUUACUCUCUUAAUGUGCAGAUAAUACUUAUCAACUUCAGGAAAGAGAUAUUAGCAUUUAUGCCAAAGAACGAAGGAGCGAAUAUACCUGAAGACACACCAGAUGAUUGCUCUACCAUUCUGGUAGUAAGUCGCAGUAUGGCCAUUGCAGCGCACAAUGAAGAUGCAAAUAUUGCUCUAGUUGGUCACACAUACUUGAUCCAAGCGAAUUUAGGCAAUGGACUUUCCUUCACAGCAUAUACAUACGCCGGGGAGCUUCCAAGCUGUGCAUUUGGCUUUAACAGUCAUGGAUUGGCAUUCACGUUGAACUCGGUACCACCUCGUGAAGAUGAAAUUGUAGCUGGAGGCAUUGGGCGGAACUUUAUUUCGAGAGAUCUGCUUGAAGCAACGAGCAGUAGUGAUGCUCUGAAGAAAAUUCAGUCAUCAGAAGUGUCUAUUGGACAUAGCUAUAACCUGAUCGAUAUAUCAAAACGAAAUAUUCUGAAUAUAGAAACAGCAUCAAGGAAUCGAUUUUCAGUCUAUGAGGUCUAUGCAACACCAUUCUUCCAUGCAAAUAUGUACCUUCACCUUCAAGUUCCACAGAUACAAGAUGAAAAUUCAAGUAGCAGACAAAAACGGGCAGCUGCACUGCCGCAAGAAUCAAAAGAAGAUUUCCUUUCACUCCUUGGAGACAUAGAUGACAAAAGAUAUCCCAUCUACAUGUCAGGACCAACAUUGUACACAUUGUGCACAGCCGUAUUCGAUCUUGAUGGACCAACACUAUCUAUCAUUGAAGGGAACCCAAAAGAAGGAAAGGUGACUCGUUCAUUCCAUAUGUAAAAGGUCGGAUAUAUUCAAGAAAACUCUUCA